CUUCAAAAGGAGGGAAACCAAUAACGGCUUAUCCUUUCUUAGAAACUUGAACCUCUUCCUUUUUCUCUUUUUAUCUCUUUUCAUUUUCAUUCCAAUGACACUCUCUCUACAAAAUGAAGACUCAGAAUUUGCACUCAAGCAAAUUGGUAAUGAAGGUCUCACUAAACAGAUUCUUAGUAAAGGUCUCACUUGGCAAACUCCAUUUUCUGGUGACCAAGUUGAAGUUCAUUUCAGAGGACAAGUUGAAAAUGGACCAUCUCUAGAAUCCAGUUAUGAUAAAGGGUCCUCCUUUCAUUUCAAGUUAGGCCAAGGUGAAGUAAUCAAAGGUUGGGAUGAAGGAGUUGCUACGAUGAAGAAAGGGGAGAGAGCAAUCUUCAAGAUACCAUCCUCUUUAGCAUAUGGGGAAGUAGGUUCUCCACCGUUGAUUCCUCCGAAUGCAACUCUCAUUUUUGAGAUUGAAAUGUUGUGUUGGAGUAGCAUCAGAGACUUGACUGGCGAUGGAGGAAUCAUGAAAAAGACAAUACGAGAAGGAGAAGGAUGGGCUACUCCAAAAGAGCUUGAUGAAGUGCUAGUGAAAUAUGAAGCAAGGCUUGAGAAUGGGAUGCUUCUCAAGUCUGAUAAAGGUGUGGAGUUUAAUGUAAGUGAUGGCUAUCUUUGUCCAGCCAUGAGCAUUGCAGUAAAGACAAUGAGAAAAGGCGAGGUGGCAGAGCUUAGUAUGAAAUUCUUUUAUGGCCUUAUUAGUCAAAAUUCAAAUAGAACCAUUGAGCUUGAUGAUUUAUCGGAUUCUAAUUUAAUUAACAUCAAACUUGAGCUGGUAUCAUGGAAAAUUGUUACUGAUAUCACAGGAGAUAAGAAAAUACUGAAAAAGAUUAAUAAGGCCGGCGAGGGGUUUGAUCGUCCUAAUGAAGGAUCGCAUGUGAAAGUGAUAUAUUUCUGUAAAGGAGAAGAUGGUACAAUUAUUGAGAGGAAAGGGUCAAAGGAAGAACCUUUUGAGUUCACAACUCAAGAAGAACAAGUGCAUGAGGGUCUAGAAAGAGCAAUAAUGACAAUGAAAAAAGCCGAACAAGCUCUGGUGACUAUCAAUGCUGAAUAUUUUUUUGACCAUAAUAAUUUGCAAGGAAACAAGGCCAAUAAUAAAAUCCUUUACUAUGAAGUUGAAUUAGUUGAUUUCACCAAGGAGAAGCCAUUUUGGAAAAUGGAAACUCAAGAGAAACUAGAAGCUUGUGAGCAGAAGAAGCAUGAUGGAAAUCUUCUGUUCAAAGCUCAAAAUUUUAGGCGCGCAUCGAAGAAAUAUGAAAAGGCUGUAAAAUACAUUGAAUUUGAUCACACAUUCAGCGACGGCGAGAAGGGUCAUGCUAAUACCUUGAGAUUAUCCUGUAAUUUGAACAAUGCUGCUUGUAAACUUAAAUUGGAAGAGUACACUGAAGCUACUAGACUAUGCACAAAGGUCCUAGAACAAGAUCCCUUAAAUGUGAAGGCUCUUUACAGAAGAUGCCAAGCAUACCUUAAAACAUCAGACUUGGAGAAAGCUGAAGCUGACAUUAAAAGAGCUUUGAUUAUUGAUCCAAAUAACAGAGAAAUUAAACUUGAGUACAAAGAGCUCAAAAUGAAGCAAAAGGAAUACAAUAAAUAUGAAGCUGACAUCUUUAGCACAAUGGUUUCAAGGAUGAAUUAGUGACCAUUUCUCUAUGAAGUAGAAAUAUGUCUGAGUGUAUUAUCAUCCAUUCUUUUUAAUUUUUGUGUAUAGUCGAAAUGUUACUGAUGCAGAAAGCCAGAAACAUAAAAUCAACCUCAAAAUAGGAUUUCAUACUUGAAUAAAGAAGAGUCGAUUAAGCAGGGGUUGUUUUUUCAUUCAA
Medicago truncatula (barrel medic) is the source of this 1856-nucleotide messenger RNA. Its product is annotated as peptidyl-prolyl cis-trans isomerase FKBP65. Gene Ontology annotation, molecular function: peptidyl-prolyl cis-trans isomerase activity; protein binding. NCBI's taxonomy places the organism in Eukaryota, Viridiplantae, Streptophyta, Magnoliopsida, Fabales, Fabaceae. The coding region runs from base 95 to 1675 and encodes 526 amino acids. The transcript has 12 exons. The record is from RefSeq and is a predicted model, not a curated record.